This is a messenger RNA of Drosophila willistoni, 443 nucleotides long. RefSeq lists its product as uncharacterized. The record is from RefSeq and is a predicted model, not a curated record. The coding region runs from base 1 to 363 and encodes 120 amino acids. The transcript is spliced from 2 exons. Lineage: Eukaryota; Metazoa; Arthropoda; Insecta; Diptera; Drosophilidae. Gene Ontology annotation, molecular function: chitin binding.
AUGGCCAAAUGCUUAAUUCAAUGCUUGCAUUACCUAUUACCUGGUCAUCUAGUUCUCGUUAGGCUUCUUCUCUACUGCCUAUGCCUUUGGUUGCCGAAUGUCCGUGGGCAAUGUAUAGACACCUACGAGCCGGGCUGUCAGCAAAAUGUGGAAUUGGGAUUUCCACAGCGUCACUGCAUCGAUCCGACGAAGUACUGGAUAUGUCACAGCCUAGGCAACCAAGCAAAGGCCGAUCUGAAGUCCUGCGCUCCGAAUACGGGAUUUGAUCAAGAUAUAAACACUUGCAUUCCAUGGAUUAUUUGGCGCUGGCAGCCAUGCGUUGAACCACCUAGUCGCCCAAUAGGCUGGCACGGCUGUGAUUGAUAAUAUCUUCUGGAACUCUGCACUUAAAGCAUUAAACAAUAAAGACAAAAGUCACCAAAACGUUCAUAUGUAAUCAUUAA